Molecule: messenger RNA, 2492 nt
Organism: Daphnia carinata
Lineage: Eukaryota; Metazoa; Arthropoda; Branchiopoda; Diplostraca; Daphniidae
Exons: 6
Coding region: 1014-2102 (362 amino acids)
Source: RefSeq, a predicted model, not a curated record
AUUAUACAAUCAAUUAGUCAAUUUCUUUUUUUAGUUUGCUCGUUAUUGUUUUCAUUGAUUUUCUCGUUUCUAUUUCAGCGCCACUACCACCAAAAAAGGGGAAAUAAAAGAAAUACGGGUAAAGGUGGGGCAACAAGGAGGUGCCCGCGCACAUUAUUUCACUCACGCAGACGACGGGGGCAACACAACAAAACACACACACACACAUAUACUCUGGCCUUUUUUUUUAUAAAGACACGGGGGAAAAAAAAAAUAAAAAUAAAAAGCUGACGUCGGACGGGUUCUAUCGUUGGGAGGGGAGUUUACUCAGUCGACCGACGCUCAUCCGACUCGUUGCACGCGUUCUGCUUCAUCUCCUCUUAACGGCUACGCUUGCAGUAUCCGUGAGCACGGCACGUUACAGAAAAACACACGGACAUUUUUUUUUUUUGCAAAAAACAGUGGCAAAGCCUCUGUUUUCUUUUUAUUGCCUUUACAUUUUUUUUUCUCGGAAUCAACAAAAUCAAUAAAAAAAAAGGGUCUUUUUUAACGGUGUGCUAAACGACGUUUCCCGUCUAAUCACUCACGUUCAGUCAAGUCAGCUCUCCGUCCCGGAAUUCUUCAGGCUUUUAUUUAUUGCAGAGAGCAGCAAACACGCCAAACGUUCGUCUCUUCGCCAUUGCGUCGGUUGAUUGAAGGAGCGCAAAAAAAAAAAAGGCACACAACAAACAGAGGACAAACUCAUUUGCAGAGGCUACCGGUCAAGUUGGUGAACGUGAUUUUCCUUUCGGACCAUGCGGAAAAACAGCAAAGAAUAUCGCGAACAUUUUUUGGUGAUGUGAAAUUAGCUAAUCAUAAAAUAAUAACGCCAGCGUGUGUGUGUGUGUGUGUGUUGUGUGUGUGCGAGUGCGAUCGGAUGACUCAGUCGCAUUGGAUACGCCUUGCAUUCGAUUUUGAACGGAGAGAGCAAAGUGAGGCAACUGCGUUAUCGAACGAAAAAAAAAAAAAAAAAAAAAAAUUGAACACUGGCAAAUAUGACAAGAGCUAAUGUCAAACAAAGAGCCAUCGACGCUAGCUGUUGUUGCUGCUCGGUUUUAAUGGAUGCCAGUAACUUGAUCCAUCACGACAAACCCAUUACGAGCAGUCGCUCGCUACUCCUGCUGCUACUCUUCACUGUGUUUCAAGUGGGCGAGGCGAUCCGGCUGGAACACGUGGAAGUGCCGAGCGUCGUGGCCGUGGGUGAGCCGGCCGCUUUCCUCUGCAAUGUCGACCUGGAAUUUGACAACGAACUCUACUCCGUAAAGUGGUACAAAGACAGCGAAGAAUUCUACGAGUGGAAGCCAAAGAGGACGCCCUCGGUACAGAUUUAUCCCGUCGAGGGAAUCCAAGUUGACAGAGAGAAAUCCGUUAGGGAGACGGUCGUCCUUCGUUCGGUGACGCCAGCCACUGCGGGAUUUUUCCGAUGCGAAGCAUCCGGCGAAAGCCCGGCAUUCCGUUCCGUUUCCGGUGGCGCUGCCCUCACCGUCGUCAUCCUACCCAAACGCAAACCGGACAUUUUCGGUGGAUACGUCCUCGACCAAGAGGACGGAACGGUGGAACUCAACUGCACGACGGACGCGUCCCGGCCAGCCGCUCAGAUCCGUUGGCUCAUCAACAACAAUCCGGUGCAUCCGGAGCUCGUGCAGGAGACCAGCGUUAGCCGGACGUCUUCCGGCUUAGAAACCAGUUUCUCCGUCCUCCAACUGCAAUCGAGAGAUCAUUUCCCGCGUUCGGCAUCGGCAACCAACACGGCCACCGUCACGUGCGAGGCCGUUAUUCCGCACCAGCCGAAGAUGGCGUCAUCCACGUCUUCCGUCGCCCACUGGUCGACGUUGUCAUCAGCGUCUACGCAUGCCAGCAAUCCGGCGGAAGCUUCGCAACAUCAGUUCCAAAGGCGGAUCGCAUCGGAUAGUCAUCAGCACGGCGAACGAAUUUUCCGCAGCCGCAACAUCGCCAGCGCCGAGACUCUGCAAUCGUUGACGCUCCGUACAGAAAUCCUGAUCUACGUAAACGGCGGUAGGUGGCUCAUCGGUUCGGCCCUUACAAUCAUCACGGCUCUGAUCGCUUCGUAUUUAUUCAGUUAAGAUUGAUUAGAUGAUAAAUCGCUAUUUACCCCCACCUGUUCGUACAUACAUUUUAUUAAUCAAUCCCACACUCCUUUAAUUGUUUUAUUUUUUCCUUAAAAACAAACAAACAAACAAACAAAGCCCAGAUGUUUCUACGGUCAGCACCGUGUCGUAAACACAUUUGUUUUCGUUGAGUUACAUUGUUUGUUGACUGGUCAUGUUCUCAGUUGCAAGUAAUCGCACGUCCAUCCAAUUUCUUUGGCGCUCUGUCAAGCAAAUAAUAUAUAUAAUCCUAUCGCCCUAUACAUCUAUUGGUAUUUGUAUCUUACACACACGUACUUACACACACACACACACGUAAUACAUCUCGAUUUCUUUUGGCCCGCGCCUAUGUUAGGAAAAUCCCUG